GCCUCGCUCGAGGCAACAGAAAGUUAGUGUUACGACCACAAAACUUGUAAACAGAGAACCUCGCACAGGGAACAGUUUAUUUCAAUUUAACUACUUUCGAAACAUAAAAGAAUAAUUGCAUCAAUUCUCGUUAAAGUGCCUUUAUCAGAGACAAAGAGAAGAUAACAAAAAUUUCUAUAUCGUUCGUUGGGAAAAUCACAAGAUGGCGCUGUAACUGCAGCGUUGUCACUUUUAAAGGAUUUACGUGAUUGGUUCAUUUCUGUGGAGCUGAUUUAAAUUGAUUAAUGAUGGAAACGGAUCUGUCGGGUCAGAUUUAAGAUAGUGUGUGGCUGUGGUAUUUGUGUUGAAGUUUAUAUUUUGGAAUUUAAAAUGUCUAAAAUGCCUGGAUACGAUACUCACGACGAUGGUCCUGGCUUUGUUGGGAUCAGGUUUUGUCAAGAAUGCAAUAACAUGUUAUAUCCCAAAGAAGAUAAAGAAAAUAAAGUCCUCAUGUAUGCGUGCAGGAACUGUGAUUUUAAGCAACUAGCCGAUAGCAACUGCAUCUAUGUUAAUAAAAUAAUGCACGAAAUAGACGAGUUGACGCAUAUCGUAGCCGAUGUUAUAUCGGAUCCAACAUUGCCAAGAACAGAAGAGCAUCCGUGUCCAAAAUGUAACCAUCGGGAAGCUGUCUUCUUCCAAGCCCAAACAAGAAGAGCGGAAGAAGAAAUGAGAUUAUACUAUGUCUGUACGAAUCAGCAUUGCACACACAGAUGGACCGAAUAAUGUAUCUUAUAUAUUAUUCUAAUAUACAUUACUAGGUUCAUUACACAAUAAAGGAAAUUUCGAGAUAAAAAAAAUAUAUUUUAUCACUUUACCGACAAUUAGGUCCGGUUCCACAACUCGA
Orussus abietinus is the source of this 883-nucleotide messenger RNA. It is a transcript of the gene RpII15, whose product is annotated as DNA-directed RNA polymerase II subunit RPB9. The record is from RefSeq and is a predicted model, not a curated record. Bases 370 to 762 code for a protein of 130 amino acids. Gene Ontology annotation, cellular component: RNA polymerase II, core complex. Lineage: Eukaryota; Metazoa; Arthropoda; Insecta; Hymenoptera; Orussidae. The transcript is spliced from 5 exons. Gene Ontology annotation, biological process: maintenance of transcriptional fidelity during transcription elongation by RNA polymerase II; DNA-templated transcription; transcription initiation at RNA polymerase II promoter. Gene Ontology annotation, molecular function: nucleic acid binding; zinc ion binding; DNA-directed RNA polymerase activity.